Messenger RNA from Xiphias gladius (swordfish), 737 nucleotides. Its product is annotated as PTB domain-containing engulfment adapter protein 1-like. The transcript has 7 exons. Lineage: Eukaryota; Metazoa; Chordata; Actinopteri; Istiophoriformes; Xiphiidae. The coding region runs from base 56 to 580 and encodes 174 amino acids. The record is from RefSeq and is a predicted model, not a curated record.
AACUCACUCUGGUUGUAGCACAUUUACAAAAAGGUGAAGUGCCAGGCGCGUCGAGAUGAGUGACACUUCAGAAGAUGACAAUGAGAUCUCCUUUCGGGUAAAGUUUCUUGGGCGAGUUGAGGUAGUUCGCCCUGAUGGACUACAGGUCCUGGAUGAAGCAGCUCAGUGUCUCAAGACGCCAGAUAAAUACUCCCCAGAAAAAGCGGCCAAGAAGAGCAAAGUCCAUCUCUUCGUGUCCCUGAGUGGGAUAGACAUUUUGGAAAACAAAUCCAAGUUUUUGUUGUACACAUGCCCUCUCUCCACGGUUUCCUUCUGUGCCGUCCUGCCGUCCUCACCCAAAGUCUUCGGCUUCGUGGCCAGACACCCUGCAGCAGACAUGUACCACUGUUAUUUGUUCCAGAGCAAGACGUUUUCUCAUGUGCUGGUCUCAGUUAUUGGGGAUGCCUUCCGAGCAUCGAAAAAGGGGGAGAACGUCAGGGGAGGACGAGACCUGAUAGUGGAGGCCCUCAGACAUAAGAGUAAAAUGCUCCAGAGAGAGAAUUCUGAGCUGAAGAGGAAGCUCGCAGGACAGACCAACUAAAAAUAACAGUGUACGAUGUUGCAUUUGUACGCCCAGAAAAUACUUGAUGUAUAAGUAACUGUCUUGAAUGCAGCACUUCCCCUCGAUACUGCAUUUAAGCAAAUGGUGGAACACAGAAAAGGAAAGAGGAGUUAACUAGAGGGAAGAUGUAAAUUAG